Elephantulus edwardii (Cape elephant shrew) is the source of this 930-nucleotide messenger RNA. RefSeq names its product olfactory receptor 10J1-like. Gene Ontology annotation, cellular component: membrane. The transcript has a single exon. The record is from RefSeq and is a predicted model, not a curated record. Gene Ontology annotation, molecular function: olfactory receptor activity; G protein-coupled receptor activity. The coding region runs from base 1 to 930 and encodes 309 amino acids. Gene Ontology annotation, biological process: G protein-coupled receptor signaling pathway. NCBI's taxonomy places the organism in Eukaryota, Metazoa, Chordata, Mammalia, Macroscelidea, Macroscelididae.
AUGAAGACAGAGAAUCACACUAUGGUGAGUGAGUUUAUUUUCCAAGGUUUCUCCAAUUUCCACGAGCAUCAGUUCACCCUCUUUGUUAUAUUCCUUGCACUCUACAUAUUAACCUUGGCAGGCAAUGUCAUCAUUGUGAUCAUCAUUAGCCUUGACCAUCACCUUCACACCCCCAUGUACUUCUUCCUCAGCAUGUUGUCAGCUUCAGAAACCAUGUACACAUUGGUAAUUAUACCAAGGAUGCUCUUUAGCCUCAUAGGCCUCAGUCAACCCAUUUCCUUGGCGGGCUGUGCUACCCAGAUGUUCUUCUUCAUCACGUUGGCCAUCAACAACUGCUUCCUCCUCACAGCUAUGGGGUAUGACCGCUAUGUAGCUAUUUGCAAUCCGUUGAGGUACUCUGUUAUCAUGAACAAGAAGGUGUGCAUCCAGUUAGUGUGGGGGGCCUGCAGUAUUGGUUUAAUUGUCGCAAUUACCCAGGUGUUAUCUGUGUUUAGGUUGCCCUUCUGUUCCACAAGGGUAGCUCAUUUCUUCUGUGACAUCCGACCUGUGAUGAAGCUCUCCUGCAUUGACACCACCAUCAAUGAGAUCCUGACUUUAAUCAUCAGUGUUCUGGUAAUCCUAGUUCCUAUGGGCUUGGUUUUUAUUUCCUAUAUCCUCAUCAUCUCUACCAUUCUUAAGAUUGCCUCUUCUGAGGGCAGAAAGAAGGCCUUUGCCACCUGUGCUUCUCAUAUCACUGUGGUCAUUGUCCACUAUGGCUGCGCCUCCAUUGCCUACCUCAAGCCCAAGUCAGAGAACACCAGGGAUCAGGAUCAGUUGAUCUCAGUCACCUACACUGUCAUCACGCCUUUACUGAACCCUGUGGUGUACACCCUUAGAAACAAAGAGGUGAAAGAUGCUCUGUGCAGGGCUAUUGGAAAAAAACUCUCCUAA